This is a messenger RNA of Acinonyx jubatus (cheetah), 2652 nucleotides long. RefSeq names its product RNA polymerase II subunit L. NCBI's taxonomy places the organism in Eukaryota, Metazoa, Chordata, Mammalia, Carnivora, Felidae. Gene Ontology annotation, cellular component: RNA polymerase III complex; RNA polymerase I complex; RNA polymerase II, core complex. Gene Ontology annotation, biological process: tRNA transcription by RNA polymerase III; transcription by RNA polymerase I; transcription by RNA polymerase II. Gene Ontology annotation, molecular function: DNA binding; zinc ion binding; DNA-directed RNA polymerase activity. The record is from RefSeq and is a predicted model, not a curated record.
UCCCUUGGAUAAAUACCUAGUGCUACAAUUGCUGGGUCAUAGGGUAGUUCUGUUUUUAAUUUUUUGAGGAACUUCCAUACUGUUUUCUAGAGUGGCUGCACCAGUUUGCAUUCCCACCAACAAUGCAAAAGAGAUCCUUUUUCUCCACAUCCUCACCAACGUCUGUUAUUGCAUGAGUUGUUAAUGCUAGCCAUUCUGACAGGUGUGAGGUGUUAUCUCAGUGUGGUUUUGAUUUGUAUUUCCCUGAUGAUGAGUGAUAUUGAGCAUUUUUUCAUGUAUUGGUUGGCCAUCUGGAUGUCUUCUUUGGAAAAAUGUCUGUUAUUGUCUUUUGCCCAUUUCUUCACUGGAUUAUUUGUUUUUUGGGUAUUGGGUUUGAUAAGUUCUUUAUAGAUUUUGGAUACUAGCCCUAAUCCUAACCCUAACCCUAAAUUCUUUAUAGAUUUUGGAUACUAAUCUGUUACUUUGUUUGCAAAUACCUUCUCCCAUUCUGUCAGUUGCCUUUUAGUUUUGCUGAUUGUUUCCUUCGCUGUGCAGAAGCUUUUUAUUUUGAUGAGGUCCCAGUAGUUCAUUUUUGCUUUUGUUUCCCUUACCUCUGGAGACGUGUUGAGUAAGAAGUUGCUGCAGCCAAGAUCAAAGAGGUUGUUGCCUGCUUUCCCCUCAAGGAUUUUGAGGGCUUCCUGUCUUACAUUUAGGUCUUUCAUCCAUUUUGAGUUUAUUUUUGUGUAUGGUGUAAGAAAGUGAUCGAGGUUCAUUCUUCUGCAUGUCACUGUCCAGUUUUCCCAGCACCACUUGCUGAAGAGACUGUCUUUAUUCCAUUGGAUAUUCUUUCCUGCUUUGUCAAAGAUUAGCUGGCCAUACGUUUGUGGGUCCAUCUCUGGGUUCUCUGUUCUGUUCCAUUGAUCUGUGUGUCUGUUCUUAUGCCAGUACCAUACUGUCUUGAUGAUUACAGCUUUGUAAUACAGCUUGAAGUCCGGGGUAGUAAACAACUCUUGCUCUUGGGCUGUGGGUUUGAGCUCCACAUUGGGUGUAGAGAUUACUUUAAAAAAAUCUUCUAAAAAAAAUAAUAGAUUAUGCCUUAACUCCUAAACAAAAGUUCAAGAUUUUUUGUAAGAACUUUACAAAUGGAGGAAGCAGGGUAUGAUCUUAUCCAUACUGAGGUUAUCUUUCAAUCAUUCAAUAAACACUUGUGGGCCAUUCAUUAAGCAAUCACUGAACACAAGGAGCUAGUUUAGUGAGGGAAGGACAGUAUUUAUGCAAACAAGAACUUGCAGCAGACUGUAGUAUGAUGUCAAGAGUAUCAAUUACAUGCUUAUGGGAUCACAUAGUUGAGUACCCAGCCCAGAUAGUGAGGAUCAGGAAAAGCUUGAAGGAUGAGUUGGCAGUAGGUAAAAAAUUGAGGAAGGCUAUUUGCAGCCAGUGCAAUGAGAUGCAUAAAAUAAAAGACGAGGAAGUAUGUCUGGCAUAUUCCUGGAACCAAAAAUACUUCGGGUGCAGCUAGAAAAGAGAUGAGUCUAGAGAAUUGUAGUGUGGUGACCGUUGGUCAGGCAGUCUGUGGGACCAGUCUGCUGCCGUGCUGCCGCCAUGAUUAUACCUAUGUGCUACGUCACUUGUGGCAAGAUGGCGGGCAACAAGUAGGAGGCCUAGCUGGGGUUGCUGCGGGUCUUGGAGACUGAGGGCGCCCUGGACUCACUGGGCCAGUGCUGCACGCUACUGUCUCACGCUGAACUGAUGGAGAAGCUGCUCAAUUCUGCAUCCCUGGAGAAGUAACCGUGCUAGAGCCUCCUGCCUCCUGCUGACCACGGGCAGUCAGGGUUGUGCCUGGAGUUCAUUCCACUGAGGUAGAAGAGCUGGGAGCAAUGCCUGACCACAGCCACGUGGCACUUCUUGAACCCCUACUGUGUACCAAACAAUGGAAAUACAACAUGAAGAACCUUCAGCUCCCAGUCUGAAGAAGGGGCAAGCAACCAGCCUCUGCCAUGCAAGAACAGAUAUGGUGCAGGAGAUCCAUUUCUACCCAAUGAGCUACAAUUUCUGCCACUGGAAAGUUUCCAGCCUGGGGGUUGGGGGGGGGGGAUAAGGCAGCUACAAAGUCAAACCCUAUGUGCCAAAGAGACAAAAACAUAAAUGCUGUGGGACUUUGAGAGAGAGAGCAGGAAGAUGCUUUCCCAAAUGGAGAAUAUUGGCCUCCAAGACUUUACAAAUCCAAGUGAGAAAUAACCCCUACUGUCUGGGUAGGAAAAAAGGAACAAAAUACUUUGGGCCUCUUUGUGAUAGAGGCUUCCAGCACCAAGACUUAACAUUUGGACAAUAUCAAGUAAGUAUUCCAUUUCUCUCUAAGUAUCUUGCACUUAUUAUGCUAAAGUUAACCCUACCUAAAAUAAAAUCCACAAGGAUGCUCAUUUUGUUUACUCUACCCUCACCUGCCAUGUUACAAAGAGGAAGCAACCCAAGACAUUGUUCUAGGCUGCUGAAAACAAUUCCAUUUCCUUCCUGUUGGAUGCUUUUUUUUUUUUCUUAAUACAACAUGCAAUUAUGGGAGUUUUUUCCCCAAAUAGAUUUGUGCUCUAAAACUUCAUACCUCCCAGAGGAACAUUAAGAACCCCCUGCAGAUGAAGGCAACCAAGAAGUGUGCAUUUAGAGAAGGUGGUUUGC